Panicum hallii is the source of this 2024-nucleotide messenger RNA. RefSeq names its product hydroxyproline O-arabinosyltransferase 3-like. The transcript is spliced from 9 exons. Gene Ontology annotation, molecular function: glycosyltransferase activity. The record is from RefSeq and is a predicted model, not a curated record. Lineage: Eukaryota; Viridiplantae; Streptophyta; Magnoliopsida; Poales; Poaceae. The coding region runs from base 478 to 1572 and encodes 364 amino acids.
GGGGCUGUCGGCUCUCGGGUGCGCGCGCGAGGCGAAGCCAAGCCACGCGCGGGACGCAGCGGCUUUGCCGGGCGGCGACGCAAAGCCAAGCGGCGCACAGGACACGGCGGCGGCGAGCACGCGCGAGGCGCGGCCAGGCAAUUGCAUUUCCUCGCUCGCCGGUAAAGCCACCAAACCCCUGCUGCUGGCCAUCUGAUGAUGAAAUGGUGGGUCCAAGCCUACUUGUAAAAAAAGAAAUUAAGCCCGUCUCAGUUCUCACUCUUCCUCUGCAACGCGUUCCUCUCCUUCCCUGCCACGCCACGCCAUCACCGCGGCGGAGGCGACCGCCGCUGAACCGCUCAGCCCUCUCCGGCCGGCCACCGCGUGCCUCGUCGUGGCUCCGCAGUGACUCCGGCGAUCGGUCCCUCGCUGGCGCUGCCGCGCACGGCUCGACAGGAGUAGGAGGUGCCCCCUGGUUGCGGGUUGGGGGCGUGAAGGAUGAGCGGGAGGAAGAAUGCCGGGAGGACCUCCCCCUGGAUGCUCAUCCUCAUCUCCCUAGUAUGCUUCUUCGCGACCUACAACUUCCUCACGAUGCCAGGCAGGGGUCGGGACGGGCCGCGCAAGUUCCUCGGCGGCGGCGGGGAUCGGGACUCGGCUGUCUCGUACUGGUCGGGCUCUGGCUCCGACCCGUCGAAGCGGUUCCACGUCGCGCUGACGGCGACGGACGCGCUUUACAGCCAGUGGCAGUCCCGGAUAAUGCACUAUUGGUACAAGGAGAUGAGGGCCCGGCCUGGGUCCGACAUGGGCGGCUUCACAAGGAUCCUUCACUCGGGGAAGCCUGAUGGAUUGAUGGAUGAGAUACCCACCAUGGUGGUUGACCCCCUUCCUGAAGGCAAGGAUAAGGGAUACAUUGUCUUGAAUAGGCCUUGGGCGUUUGUCCAGUGGCUGCAGAAAGCAAAUAUCGACGAAGACUAUAUACUAAUGGCGGAGCCAGAUCAUGUCUUCGUGAAGCCUUUGCCAAACUUAGCCCAUGGUGAUGAACCAGCGGCUUUUCCAUUUUUCUACAUCAAACCAACUGAGAACGAGAAGAUAUUGAGGAAGUUCUUUCCAGAAGAAAAAGGACCUGUCUCAAAAAUCGAUCCUAUUGGCAACUCUCCGGUUAUAAUCAAGAAGGCUCAACUUGAGAAGAUUGCUCCAACCUGGAUGAAUGUUUCAUUAAAAAUGAAAGAGGAUCAGGAGACAGACAAAGCAUUCGGAUGGGUCCUGGAAAUGUAUGCAUAUGCUGUUGCUAGUGCACUGCACAGUGUGCACCAUAGUCUCCGUAAAGAUUUUAUGAUUCAGCCUCCUUGGGAUCUAAAAUCAGACAACACAUUCAUCAUCCAUUACACAUAUGGAUGCGAUUAUUCGAUGAAGGGUGAGCUAACUUAUGGGAAAAUUGGCGAGUGGCGUUUUGACAAAAGAUCUUACCUUCAAUCACCACCACCAAGAAAUCUUUCACUACCCCCUCCAGGAGUUCCUGAAAGUGUGGUCACCCUUGUGAAGAUGGUCAACGAGGCCACUGCAAACAUUCCAGGGUGGGAGGACGAAAGAUAACUGAUGGUUUUGCUGUGUUGUAGCUUAUUUCAGCUUCCAGCUAGUACGGUCUUUUUUGGAAAACAUGGAAGAGUACCACUGGCCAAUUAAAGAAGAGCAUUCAAUUUCAUAUUUUAAGUGUAGGGCUGGCCAAUUUUCUACGGUUUAACAUAGGUUAGUGUUUGGGAAGAAAAAGGUAUAUUCACUUCGAUCUAGCGAGUCGCAUCAUUUUUGUAUUGUAAAGCAGAAAUAUAGGCUUUUGGUUACUCUUGGUUCAUUUGGCCAUGUUGUAAAACGGAGAUGUAGUUUAGAAUCCUCCAAUGCAUACCAUGAGAGGUCUGUAAAAGGUCAUCUUGGGAAAAAUUCUGCUGGGUGCUGGCAACAGCCUACUGAGUGUUACCACUGGAAACCACCAAAAGCUUUCAGAAAUAAUCUAAUAUACUGUGAUAUGCUGUUGCAUACAAAUAGUUGAU